Messenger RNA from Ictalurus punctatus (channel catfish), 2635 nucleotides. RefSeq names its product sarcoglycan, alpha (gene sgca). The transcript has 11 exons. The record is from RefSeq and is a predicted model, not a curated record. NCBI's taxonomy places the organism in Eukaryota, Metazoa, Chordata, Actinopteri, Siluriformes, Ictaluridae. Gene Ontology annotation, cellular component: sarcoglycan complex; membrane. Gene Ontology annotation, molecular function: calcium ion binding. The coding region runs from base 34 to 1242 and encodes 402 amino acids.
CAGCUGGUCUUGUCAGUCAAAUUUCAAAACAAGAUGGCAGAUAGAGGGAACUGGGUUUUAACACUUUCAGUGUGUAUGGUCUAUUUGCUGGUGGUCCAAGCAGACAUCAUAAAACAUGCUCCUGUGGGCCAGCUGUUUGUCCAUGAGCUAAACCGAGAAGUCUACCAGAAUGAAUUUGAGCCAUUCCUCAAACACUAUGGGCGUGUGUAUAAUGACCCCAUGGUGUUCAAAUGCAACAAGCAGCAGUUCCCAGACCUGCCACGCUGGCUGCGCUUCACACAGCGCCACCCGUAUGACAAUGGCUUCCUGUAUGGCACACCGCUGCCCCAAGACCUGGGCAAGAGCAUCAUUGAGGUUUUUGUGACAAAUAAACGAAGUUAUGAGACUUUCAAAGACCGCCUUGUUAUAAAUGUUGGGCAUGCAGAAAAACUGUUGCCUUACCAGGCUGAAUUCUUCAUUGGGCUGAGGGAGAUUGAGAAGGCCUUACCGUUUGAGGUUCAAGAGGAGAUAAAGCAGGAUAUCCAGCUGAUCUGGGGAACCGAUCGACUCGACUAUGUCAACAUCACCUCUGCUCUGGACCGUGGUGGACGUGUCCCUCUGCCUCUGCCUGGACAUUAUGAGGGGGUGUAUGUGAAGUUGGGGUCAGAUCAACCGUACUCCAAAUGCCUGCAGAGGCUGCAGACAGCAGAUCAUCUGAGGGAGUGUGAGGCCGGAGGGAAGAUCAGUGGAGAUUGCAGUGUGUGCAGCAUCCCUGCUAACUGUGUGACCUGGUGCAAGUCAGCUCUGAUUGAUUUAUCCAGGCCUGUGCCUCCUACUCCGGCACCAACCAUGGGUUCAGGUAUUCUGGCAUGGGGAGGAGAGUUUAUGCCACCUGACUCUCCACCUGAGAGAGACUUCAUCCCUGACUACAUAGUUACCAUUAUUGUGCCCUUCGCUCUCGCCAUCCUCCUCUGCCUCAUUCUAGCUUACGUGAUGUGCUGCAGGAGAGAAGGAGUUCAGAAGCGUGAUGCCAUGACUCCCGAGAUCCAGCUUUACCAUCAUCACACCAUCCAAGGGAACAGCAGUGAGCUGCGGAACAUGGCAGGCAACCGUAGUAGUGCACCACAGCCCCUGUCUACAAUGCCUAUGUUUAACACCCGAACUGGGCAGAGGGCACCUCCAGACUAUCCCUCCGACAGCGUCCACAUCCCCCUCAUCAUGGCCCAGCAGGAGCCUAAUGUUGAUACGCUGCCCAGGAAAUAAAGAUAUGGCUCUUGGGAACCCAAUGAAGGAUCCCGAUUUGCUGGAGAGUUUUUCUCUGCUCACUAUGAUUUUUUUCUGAUGUGCAUUGUGUGUUUCAGCACAUUUUAAUUGGUGUACUGUUUGUGCCACUCUGUUUUGCUGAUAUGGAUAAAGCUGCAGCACCAUGUGGCUUUAAGUGCACCAAUUGAUUGCCUGUUUUAGAAGUGUAAUGCUAACGUUUAAAAUCUGUACUUCAUAUAUUUCUUGUUGUUAGGAAAAUAUCUGAGUAGAAACUGUAAUAUCUAAGUAGAAUGUAAUUUUCUUACAUAUUUAAAUACCAUGAUAAAAACAUGUCCUCCAUCCCACCCAAAUGCUAGCACAUGUGCAAAUGUGUCAGUCCAGUAAAUCAAAUAUUAUUAAGCUAGCUGAAUGUAAACAGUAUAGAUUGCUUAAUUUGAUAGGAAGGCAGUGAGGCCAUGGCAAGAAGAUGACAUGCCGAACAUUCCUUUGACCACUUUAAAACAUGCUUUAUUUCAGCAUCCAAAAUAAUUAAAAACAUCUCGAAAUAUUAUACAUGUACAAAAUAAGUACAGAUCCUCUGUUUGGAACCAUUAAAGUGUCUGGUUGUGGUUUUCUUUCUGUGCCGCCGUAUUUAACUAAAAACAAAUGAAUCAAAACCCAAAAAUAGGAAAAAUGAAAGGUGCGCACUGCAUUUGUAGAGGAAAAAAAAAAAAAGAAAAAUUGACAGUCGGGGGGCCAUGUGCAGACACAAAUAAAGAUUUCCCCAAAGAUUACAGGGAACCUGGGAAUCAAACCGGCAAUCGGUCCACCUACUUCACUCGCCUACAGUAAGUGUCGCAUUCAGCUUUUAUUUUUUUCUUCAGCCAACAAUAUAAUGAGAGAAAAAUUGCAUCACAUUGACAACAAGACUAAAUAGCACCAAACAGGUCCCAAAAGCACAAGAGACAGAAACAAAAAUGAGCAUUUUCUGUUCUUUUUGUUCAAACACAUAUACACCACAGUUAGGACCUGGAGAGGAAAGUAGCACCUUUUCACAAAUGGUAUUCGUGUUUUUACUUUGCUAAUAAGUUUUUUUUGGAGUGGUAAUAACCUGCCUUAGUGUCCCCCAAACACCCAUAGGUAACAUGAUUUGGUUGUCCUGAGGUAGCCAUUACAAGUUUGAGUCUAGAGUCUGCAUAACACAAUGACGGGAUGUUGAUAUCUUUUCCCUUUUGGCUGGAAGAACAAGACACUUAAUUGUCAUUUUUCAGAUUUAUUCAACACCAGAAAAUGGUACAUUAGCACUUGUGUGUUUUUUCAUUGUCCUUCUGCAGUGGCAAAAAAACGGCAAAUAAGUCACUGGUAUUUUCAUGACCUUUUGGGUUGUUUGCUCUUUUUUGGCAUCUUUGGGGGG